AAAGAAUAUUGGGCCUUUGAUGUAUAUAUUUUGCCUUAAGAGUGUUCAACUGAAAUUCUCUCAAAUUAUAUGCGAAAGAAUUUUCUUGAAGGAUGGUUUUGGAACAAAAGGCAAAAAUUGCUGGUGCGCACUAAUCAGUCCACUCCGUCGUUGAUUGGGGCAUCAUGGAGAAGAAGGUGAUUGAUUUUGCUCGCUCCGAAUCUAACAGCUCCUUUGAUACCGACAGCCCCGGAGCUGCAAAAGGAGAUGCCGAUGACGCCGACGGGUAUGAAAGCGAUGAAUACGUUGCGUUUAAGGAUCACUUGCGCUCCGGUGUUGACUUCCGGCCAGUUCCGCCCCUCCGAUCUUCCCUCUCACUCGCUUCCUCUUUCCCUCCCAAAGUAUCUAUCAGUGGUGUUACAGGAAGACGCAGUGAUACUGGUAGGAAGGGAGAUCGAGCUUCUUAUGCUGCUGUUAUCGUUUCUAUGAUUGAUCGGAAAAUGAAAGGGCAUGUUGGUCAUCUGCUACGAGCUGCACAUGUUAUCAGUGCGCAAAUAAAUCAGCUGGAGAAUAGGAGUAAUCAAUUGGAGGGGUUGAUUGAUAACUUGAAGGAUUCAACAGAGUUCUACUACAAGAAAACAGAAAGAAGGCUGAGGGAAGUGGAGGAUAUGAUGACAGAGGUUCAAGACGGCAUUCAAGACUUGAGAGAUAAACAAAAGAUAGCGGAAGUUCAGCUUCAGCUAGCAAUGGUUCAACAAAUUAGAGUUGAUUUACAAUCAAAACAACCGAACAGGAAUAUUCAGAAUAAAUUGGUUCAGCAACAAGUGUCAUAUGGCCAUUCACAGAACCAACACCCACAUCCAAGUCCUGCAGCUUGCCAGCAGAAACUCUCUGAUCUACCUUCUUACGGUCCUCCUAGCUUCCCUCAAAAUCCGUUGCAAAUGCCUGCAGAUACAGCAAGAGUAAUUCCUCAACAACUGGGGCAUAGCCAAUCCAAUUUUGUUCAACAAUAUCAAACAUGCACCCGACAACUGCUGCCAACUCUUGAUUCUGCUACUCAGCAACACCCUGUGAUCCCAGCUCAAUCAUCAGUGACACUAUAUCGGCCUCACAUGCACUCAUCAUGUUUGGAAUCAUCUCAGUUGCCUCAUCCACAAACAACCUACAGUACCCUCCACACUUGUGUCAAUCAAGUGAAUCGCCAAGCCCCAGAGAGACCUUACAUGCCAUCUGAAUAUCCUCGCCUUCCCACCCCUGAAUUAUCAUCUGCUACUGGUAAGACCUCACUCCAUCAACAAUUUAACGUGGAUUCUACCCAGAGAAUAAAUAAUCAGUCGUUAGGAAGUUCAAUGGCAACUCGGGGACAUUCAAAACAACCUGGAAAUAUGAAUGUGAGUGAUUAUGGUGCAAGAUCUUCUCCCCAUUACGGGGGUUCAACCACGGGAAGUUCACAAGUUCUGCCCCCGUUCUCGCCAGCACCAAGAGUUCUGCCUCGUGCAUUACCAGUGGCCUUGGAUGUGAAUGAGGCAUCUAGUUCUGGUGGAACUGAGAGCAGUGUAUCAAUUGAAGAAAUUGUUGAAAAUGCUGUAGCAAUGGGAUUCCGGAGGAAUGCUGUGAAAGCAGCAGUUGGAAAACUGACCGAGAAUGAGCAAUCUGUGGACCUUAAUCUGGUAUUAGAUAAGCUGAUACAUAGUGGGGAACCUCGGUAAUGGGAUGCCAUUUAAUCCACUGUAUACAUGAUAUUGUACAGUACUCCGUACAUAUAUGCUGGAUUUGUGCACGAGAUUCUUUAAUAUCUAGAUUCACUGUCGCUAUCUCUGCUAAUAAUGAGGCUCAGGGCGGGGUAUACAGCUAAUGCCUUAGCUCGGAAGUGUCAUGUAUCAGAAAAUGAUCUCUUAGAUCUUUGAUCAAAAACCACCAUUUAUCCGAUGGUGGUAAUUGAUGAAGGAUUCCUGGCUUUGUUUU
Molecule: messenger RNA, 1944 nt
Organism: Prosopis cineraria
Lineage: Eukaryota; Viridiplantae; Streptophyta; Magnoliopsida; Fabales; Fabaceae
Exons: 3
Coding region: 165-1688 (507 amino acids)
Source: RefSeq, a predicted model, not a curated record